This is a messenger RNA of Zychaea mexicana, 2184 nucleotides long. Its product is annotated as glycoside hydrolase superfamily. The record is from RefSeq and is a predicted model, not a curated record. Gene Ontology annotation, biological process: glucan catabolic process. The coding region runs from base 1 to 2184 and encodes 727 amino acids. NCBI's taxonomy places the organism in Eukaryota, Fungi, Mucoromycota, Mucoromycetes, Mucorales, Lichtheimiaceae. The transcript has 15 exons. Gene Ontology annotation, molecular function: beta-glucosidase activity.
AUGGAGUGCGGGAUAAAAACCUUACCCUCGAUUCUGAUAACGGCAGGAACUCUUUUGAGUACCUCUUUGGCUGCACCUACGCCGCAGUUGUUGACCUGGGAUGAAGCUUACAUCAAGGCAGAGGCGCUUGUUAGCCAAAUGUCACUCGAGCAAAUGGUUAAUAUCACAACAGGCACGAAAUGGCGAAGAACACCGUGUAUCGGAAAUACCUAUAGCGUCAGUGAACCUGAUUUCCCGGCCUUGUGUCUUCAAGAUGGUCCUCUGGGUAUUCGCCAUGCUGACAAUGUCACUGCAGGUGUCGCAGGUGUAACUGCUGCCUCUUCUUGGGACAAGCAGGCUAUUCGCGAGCGUGGCAGGUACAUGGGUCGCGAAUUCCGUGGCAAAGGUAUCCAUGUGCAAUUGGGUCCUUCCGUUGAUAUUGUGCGUGCUCCUGAUGCCGGACGCAACUGGGAAGGAUUCGGUGAGGAUCCAUAUCUCCAGGGCGUUGCCGGUGCAGAAACAGUAUUGGGUAUCCAAGAAGAAGGAGUGGUUGCUACGGCCAAGCACUAUGUCUUUAAUAACCAAGAAACAAACCGCAAGGCUUCUACCUCGAACGUUGACGAGCGUACGUUCCAUGAAAUUUACCUCUGGCCCUAUGCUCGCAUGGUUGAAGCUGGCGUCGGUUCAGUAAUGUGCAGCUACAACAUGAUUGAUGAUAUAUGGGGUUGUGAAAACGACUAUACCAUGAACACCGUUUUGAAGGGUGAAUUAGGCUUCAGAGGCUACAUUAUGUCGGAUUGGGGUGCUACUCACUCUACUGUGCUGUCUGUUAAUUCCGGUCUGGAUAUGACCAUGCCUGGUGACAUUAUUAUGGGUGACGACUAUACUUACUUUGGCUCAAAUUUGACGGAUGCCGUCGAUAGAGGCGAAGUUACUGCGGAACGUGUGGCAGACAUGACAACUCGUAUUGUGGCUACUUACUACAAGAUGGGUCAAGACAAGGAUUUCCCCGAAACAGCAGUCAACUUUGUGAACCGUACAAUGGCCCUCGAAGUUUUUGUUCAAGCCGACCACCACAAGCAUGUGCGCUCAAUGGGUGCUGCAGGCACAGUACUUCUUAAGAACGAUGGCGUAUUGCCCUUGUCGAUUGACUCUAUCGAUACGUUGGCACUCAUCGGUAGUGAUGCCAGUGAUGAUCCAAAUGGUCCCAACUCUUGCGUGAGCCGUGGCUGCAGCAAUGGCACUCUGGCUAUGGGCUGGGGAUCAGGAACGGCCGACUUCCCCUAUUUGAUUACACCCCACCAAGGAAUCGAGGCCCACGUCGGUGAUGAUGUGGAGCUAACAUACACAUUCUGGGAUUGGGAUGUGGAAGAAGCUGCCGAAAUUGCGCGACAAGCAGAUAUUGCUCUGGUUUUCUCCAAUGCCGACUCUGGUGAAGAGCAUAUCAUUGUCGAUGGCAAUGUUGGUGACCGUAACAACCUUUCCUUGUGGCACAAUGGUGACGCUCUGAUUGAAGCAGCAGCAGAAGCAAACGAAAAUGUUGUAGUUAUCAUCCAUGCUGUUAGCCCAGUCCUCAUGCCAUGGAUCGAUAACCCGCAUGUUCGGGCUGUUGUCUGGUCUGGAAUACCUGGUCAAGAAUCCGGCAACUCGCUUGUCGAUAUUCUAUUUGGUGCAGUCAAUCCAUCUGGUCGUCUCCCAUACACUAUUGCGCGCAAUGAAGAAGACUACGGUGUUCUUGUUGUCAAUGAGACUGUGAUUGAAUAUACGGAAAAACUCGAAUUAGGCUACAAACACUUUGAUGCCCAUGACAUCGAGCCGCUGUUUGAAUUCGGGUUCGGAUUGUCGUACACUACAUUCGAAUACAGCGAGGUGGAGGUUGACACUGAGGGCGAGGGCGACGACAUCAAGGUCACCGCUACCGUGGAAGUGACUAACUCAGGAGAUGUCGAUGGUGCCGAGAUCCCACAAGCGUAUAUCUCAUUCCCCGAGUCUGCUGGAGAACCACCCAAACACUUGCGUGGGUUUGAAAAGGUCUACCUCAAGGCUGGCAAGAAGAGCAAGGUUACAUUUGAGUUCGGUAAAACUGAGCUUAGUAUCUGGGAUUCGGAUUCGCACGAAUGGGUCAUUCCCUCGGGUGAAUUCACAGUUCACGUUGGUGCAAGCAGCCGCGACAUUCGCGACUCUGUGUCCUUUACUGUAGAGUAA